This is a messenger RNA of Arabidopsis lyrata subsp. lyrata, 541 nucleotides long. RefSeq lists its product as uncharacterized. The record is from RefSeq and is a predicted model, not a curated record. Bases 197 to 517 code for a protein of 106 amino acids. Lineage: Eukaryota; Viridiplantae; Streptophyta; Magnoliopsida; Brassicales; Brassicaceae. The transcript has 6 exons.
UUGUUGUUUUUGGUGUGUGUUUCAGUUUUGUAUAACGUGGGAGGUUCCAUCGACAAAGCUUUCUGACGAAGGUGGUGUUGACGAGCAAAGAGCGAGGUUUGGGGAGGUACUCGAUGAACUCAUAUCUCGGUUUGUGUCGGUUUAUUGGAAACAGGUAACCGCUGGUGUUUCCUUCUCCCGAAGAUGCACGAAUGAUAUGUUUUAUUUUAAUAAGACCACACGGGAUUGGCGUAGAAGAGUUGUUGCUCCGUCGUGUUUUACGGAUCGCGUGGGCUUUUGUAAGCAUGUUUUGAGUUGGCUGAAGUAUUCAUUGCGACCGAAUAUUUUGAAAGAGAGGACUGAGAUUGGAAGCAAAGCUAGGAGUUACAGCAGUAUCUAUUUGUUGUUUAGUUAUAUUGCUAAGGGUAGUGAUGUAUCUGUUGAUAGAUACGGAUCAUAUCCUUUGGUGUUUGGUAUUGAUCAAACCGUACCAAAUUUUGGAUCGGGGCCUAUAUUUGAAGACUCUGAUGAUGAGUAAUUAUUUUAUUUGAAUUUGUUGCUA